AUGGAAAAGAAGAGUAACGGCGAGUCGGAUGUCAACGCAAAAUGGGACGCGUGUAUCGAUCUCAGUGCUCGUCGCGUCGUCUACUCCUCCCUUGGCGGCGCGUUCGCCGGUCUUCUCUUCUUCAGGAGUCCUGUAACAAGAUGGGCGUCGAUUGCUUUUGGUGCUGGGAUUGGUAUUGGCUCUGCUUACACAGAUUGUUCUCGUGUCUUUGAUGUUUCUUCGUCUUCACCUAAGGCUUCUUCGGUGCCUCAGGCAACGGAAAAGUAAGAGAAGGAAGAAGCGUGAGGAUAUAAACCCAAACAUUCAUGGGUUUCUAAUACAACUACAAGAGUUUGUUAUAUUUUUUUUUGGUAUGAGAAUGGUUGUUGAUCUCUCAGGAGGAUAUGGCUUUUGAGAUAAUAUGACCAUUGUUUAAACUUUGCUUUUCAGUGGAUUUGUACACACUGACUCACUCAUUCUGACUUGUUUUUUUUGGGGAAAUCAUGUCUUCUCUUGAAAGAUAGAAACUCAACAAAUCAAUAAUCCCUCUCUGGUUUGAUUUGUUUGCCUCUACGGUUGCUUUUACUCAAUGGUCUUUGACCAACCAAUCCUCUGGUUUUAAGAACUAAUGAUAUGUUGAUAGCUUAAUCGCCAUGUUUCUAACACAUGUAUGCUCGUAGUUGUAAUCUCGUCUUCAAUAUUGAUCGUCG
Messenger RNA from Eruca vesicaria subsp. sativa (arugula), 689 nucleotides. NCBI's taxonomy places the organism in Eukaryota, Viridiplantae, Streptophyta, Magnoliopsida, Brassicales, Brassicaceae. The record is from the annotation of a GenBank genome assembly.